Musa acuminata subsp. malaccensis (wild Malaysian banana) is the source of this 438-nucleotide messenger RNA. Its product is annotated as zinc finger protein KNUCKLES-like. Lineage: Eukaryota; Viridiplantae; Streptophyta; Magnoliopsida; Zingiberales; Musaceae. The record is from RefSeq and is a predicted model, not a curated record. Gene Ontology annotation, biological process: negative regulation of abscisic acid-activated signaling pathway.
AUGUCAGAGCCAAACACCAACAACAGCUACUACAACUUCCUCAUGGUGCCGGCGGAGGCGGCCAUAGCAAGGAACAUGGUCGGGCCACCGCCGGCGGCAGAGGCCGUCCCUACCAGGACGUUUCCUUGCGCCUACUGCUCCCGACGCUUCAGCACUUCCCAGGCCCUCGGAGGUCACCAGAACGCCCACAAGAAGGAGCGCGCCGCCGCGGCACGCAAGCCCGCACCCGCCGCCGCCUCCUACACCAUGUCCGAACUCACACAACGCCCGUCUCCCCUGCCUGUGUUCCUCCAACCCGCCCUGACAAGCCACGGCGGUGGCUUCGCCUACGUCUACGGCCUCGCACCACAACCUCCCGUCGCCACCACCCCGGCCUCCUCCGGCGCCCCUGAGGCCACCACCACCACCACUGACCUCGACCUCUCUCUGCACCUGUAG